GCCGCGCGGCGCGGGCGGCGGCCGAUUGAGGGCGGGGGUCGGCGCCCCGGCCAGCCCGGCCCGGCCCGGCCCGGGGCCGUGUCCUGAGCGUCCGCCCUCGCCGCUGCAGCCUCGGCACCCGGCCGGCCGGCCAUGGAGGCCGAGCGCCCUCCGGUGCCCGUUCCGGGCUGCGGGCGCCCCCCGCCCCGUGCCGCCGGCCGGGACCCCGCGGCCUCGCCCAUGUCGGUGCCCGCGCCGCCGCAGGGCCCUGCCGUGGGCGGCGGCUUUGCGGGCUUGGAGUUCGCGCUGCCUCAGGAGCCAGAGCCGCGGGCGGCGGACCUGGGGGUCCCGGGGACGUGGGCGGGGGCGGGAGGAGCGGCGGGGCCCCCGACGCCGGCGGCGCACAUCCCGGUGCCAGCGCAGAGAGACCCCCCAGGAAAGUCCCGGCUGGACGAGGUCAUGGCUGCGGCAGCCCUCACCAGUCUGUCCACCAGCACCCUCCUUCUGGGGGCCCCAGCUGCAGCCUGUAGCCCAGAGCCUGGCUUGGAGCCCUGGAAGGAGGCCCUGGUGCGGCCACUGGGCAGCUGCGGCAGCAGCGGAGACUGGGGCUGGGACCUGGCCAGUGACCGGUCCUCUCCGUCUAUCCCUUCACCCCCACUGCCCUCCGAGGCAGCCCAUUUCCUAUUCGGGGAACCUGCCCCAAAGAAGAGAAAGAGCUCCGUGCGGGUCCUGUUCCAGUGUCUGUGGAAGCGGUGUGGGAAAGUGCUGAGCACGGCCUCCGGGAUGCAGAGACACAUCCGCCUGGUGCACCUGGGCAGGCGGCAGGCAGAGCCUGAGCAGAGCGACGGGGAGGAGGACUUCUACUACACAGAGUUGGACGUUGGCAUGGAUGUGCUGACAGACGGGCUGUCCAGCCUGUCUCCAGCGUCCCCCGCGGCCUCCGUGCCCCCCGCCUCCCCCUGCUUGGAGCUGCCAGAGCCUCGGACCCUGUCCAGCCUGCUGCACCCGCUGGCCCUGCCCCCGGUUCCGGUGCUGAGCCCCGUGGCACCCCGCGAGGUGCGCCGAGGUGACGCCGCCUACCAGGGCUGCCUGGCCCCCGCCCGCCCGGAGCCACAGCCGACCACCGUCAGGACCUGUGUGCCAACCCCGCCCUCCAGACUCGGCGCCAGCCCAAGGAAGCCCCGAGGUGAUGCCAAGAAGUGCCGGAAGGUGUAUGGCAUGGAUCACAGGCACCUGUGGUGCACAGCCUGCCGCUGGAAGAAGGCGUGCCAGCGCUUCCUGGACUGAGCCCCCCCAUCCCGCCCCCCGCCUCCCACCUCCCACCCCCAUGCCAGCGCUCCC
Messenger RNA from Neofelis nebulosa (Clouded leopard), 1320 nucleotides. It is a transcript of the gene SLC2A4RG, whose product is annotated as SLC2A4 regulator. Gene Ontology annotation, cellular component: nucleus. Bases 133 to 1266 code for a protein of 377 amino acids. Gene Ontology annotation, biological process: regulation of transcription by RNA polymerase II. Gene Ontology annotation, molecular function: DNA-binding transcription factor activity; RNA polymerase II cis-regulatory region sequence-specific DNA binding. Lineage: Eukaryota; Metazoa; Chordata; Mammalia; Carnivora; Felidae. The transcript has 8 exons. The record is from RefSeq and is a predicted model, not a curated record.